AUGGACCUGGAUUUGCUUCAGCAAGCUCCUAUUUUCGUUCCCACUGUGGAGCAGAGAGUCAAGAUGCAGGGGCUGAUCCUCGCCUCGUUUGCCCUCUUGCAGCCUUUUUCGGGGCUCUGGGGCUCUGCUGAGCAACCCCAAAGCGGCCUCACCAGGUGCCACGGAUCCGGGGCCUGCUACAGCGUCCACCUACGCCGCAUGAACUUUCACCAGGCUCAGAGUGCUUGCGCCCAGCACAGAGGAGGCCUGAGCACGGCUAGCGGCAGCAGCGAAGUCGGGGCCAUCCUCGCUCUGCUGAGAGGACUCGCCAGCGAGACGGGGGUCUCUUUGUUUUGGCUGGGCCUGGUUAAGAAAGCCCAGCAGUGCACCUUUCCAGACCUGCCGCUUAGGGGGUUCUCCUGGGUCUCCCCCGGGCUUCACGAGGCGACGGCGAACGGCACCGCGACGCCGCCCAGCUGGCUCAGAGAGCCGAGCAAGUCCUGCACCAUGCAGAGAUGCGCCGGGCUGCAAGUCAACCUGAGUCAGCCGCACUCGAAGCCGUGGGGCCUGAAGGACCACGGAUGCACCAAGGCAAGCCCUGGUUACAUCUGUAAAUACAGCUACGCGGGCACGUGCGCCGCGCUCCACCCGGCUUCUGGCGUCCGCGGCCUGGCCUAUAGGCUGCCUUUUCAACUUCAAAGCGCGGCCGUAGAAUUCAGUCCCCCCGGCACUGUGCUUACCAUAAGGUGCCCCGGGAGAGAGGCGCGUUUCACCUGCCACCUGUCGCCCAACGGCUCCCAUUGGGAAGGCACCGAGCAGCGGCUGUGCUCCUGCCCCAGCGGCUACUGGAGCCCGAGCAGCGGAGACUGUGCGGAAUUUACGGAUUGCUUUAGCGCCCAAGGCGAGUUCCGUUGCUUAUGCGCUUGGAGAUCCCGCUUGGCGGCAAACGAAGAGAGUUGCGUCGCGCCAGCCAGAGAUGGUGCAGCGACGGCGAAGCCAACUCCGUCUACUCCGAGGGCGACGGGAACUUUCCUUGGGAACAGCACCAGCGGUCCAAAUGUCUCGCUUCUGGAGUCAUUUUCUCCCCGGAACGUCAACAGCACCACCACGCAUUUGGCUUCUCCAAACGCCUCCAACUAUAUCUUCAUCCUGAUCACGGUGGCGGUGGUGAUGCUUCUGAUUCUGGUCAUGGCCACGCUCCAGGUCUUCCAGAUCUGCUUCAAGAGCUGUGCUUCCAAGGGUUCUCAGCCCCCAAAAGAUGGGGAUGUAGCUGCAGAAGGCGAGCCAGAAGCCUCUGCCAUCCACACCAACUCUGAACAUUCCCUGGGACCCAGCAAAGCAGAGUCCAUAGCUUCUCAGGAAGAUUUCAAGCCAGCUGAAUUGGGGCAACCAUAAGGAGUCCAGAAAGACAUGUUAGAACAUUUGGAGAGGAAAUCUGGUGGUGGGGAGGACAUAUUCUUUUAAAUAUAAUAAUUAUUAAAUGUUUACGGGUUACAUAUGCAGAAAUAGAAGUUACACUUUUGUUUGAAGGAAACUGUGUUUUGUUUGACCUAUUUGAUGAAUUAGGGGUUGCUUUCUUUGAAGUGCCCUAGGCAACAUUGAUCAGAAAUUUCCCCCCCCCCCCCCACUCCUAGAUUACUCCCCAAAAUAGAAGAGCUAAGAGGAUAAGUAAUGGCAGUGAAUACUUCUUGCAGUGAUGUUGUCACUCACCUAUCCAGCUAGGUAAUUGAAAAAUGGGGUGGCUGCAAGUGACUGUGCUGUGUUAAGGCCACCACGUACUUGAUUGUAUAAUCUCUCCCCCUCCCUCUCCCUCCUUGUUAUUGCAGCUGAGACCACUUUGUAUUGGUGGAGUGUUGAACAGUGCUGUAUUGCCUAGAGGGAAGUUCAGGGAGUCACUGCUAAUUUUACCUACUCUUGCUGUAUCUUGCAGGCAUUUGGACUGGGUGCGCAGGCCCAGCUGUCACUGCCAUAUUGCCUGUAGGGAAAGGAGAACAAGCUAGAAGAAAUGAUUAUGGAUGUAAGAAGUCACUCUUGUAUGUGUGUCUCUUUUGGAUAGUGCAAAAAUUAUGAUUUUGGAGGAUGGGUAGACAUUUACCACCAAGAAGCAAAGGGUGGAGGGGAACUAUUUAUGAUUUGUGUACACCUUCACUUUUAUCAACUUUCUUAAUUUUAAUGCCCCAAAUAUAACUCUCAGUUUUUAAGGUAUUAAUGGUAAAAGUUAAUCAGAAAUCAAGGGAGUGUUGGAAGUGCAUUGCAUCUCAUUCCAAUUUGCUGGGUGCUCGUCUAACACAGUAACUAUAUAGUUGUCUUUUUGGGAAUGUGUCCCAUUGAAUUAAACAGAACAUAUUCCAGAUAGACAUACAGGAUUGUUGCCCAAGGUAAUCUUAUUUUGAAUGUUUCAUUUCCUGCAGUUCUUACUAGUCACUCAGGUGUCAUGACUAUUCUACCAUACAUGCAUGUCCAGAUCAAUCUGACUGAAAAAAGGAUCUGAAAUAUACAGUUCAGUGGCUUGAUAGACUCCUUUAAAGGAAUAAGUCUUGAUCAGUGCUUAAUUUUUAUAAUGUAAAGUUUUAUAUGUUCCUACUUGCUUAAGUGGAAAUCCCCAAAACAUAGAAGGGGCAGUUUUCAAAUGUUUCUCAUGAUUAAAUGUGUCAGGUAAUGACCAGGAAGAGACCCUUGGCAUCUAACUUAUUCCCUGGGAGAAUCAUUCCUUGGCUGUAUUAUGGAUUCUUUUUCCAAAAUGGAUGAAGACCUUUUUGUU
Messenger RNA from Python bivittatus (Burmese python), 2740 nucleotides. The record is from RefSeq and is a predicted model, not a curated record. Lineage: Eukaryota; Metazoa; Chordata; Lepidosauria; Squamata; Pythonidae.